UCUCUCCCUGCGCCGCCUCCGCCCCUUCCUUCCCUCCGCUCCGUUCCUCUCCCUCCCCCGCCGGAGAGCUGGCCGGGCCGAGCGCCCGGAGAGGGCCGAGGGGCGGGGGAACGUGAAGUCCCCGCGUCCCUCCUCCGAGUGCCGGGGCUCCCCGCAGCGCCCGGUGGCCCCGCUCCGGCCCGGCCCCGCCGCCGCGCCCCGGCGGUCCCAAGUUCUGGGGGUGAGCGGCGGCAGGAGGCGCCAUGGCCGACAGGACGAGGGCGGCGCUCUCCGAGUCGGGCUGGUAUCUUUCAGAUGAAGGAAUUGAAGCUUGCAUAAGUUCCUCUGAAAAAGUUAAUACAAAUGACAUUAUCCUAGUUGCUCUUAAUACAGAUUUAAGAACGAUUGGCAAGAAAUUCCUCCCCAGUGACAUCAAUGGUGGAAAGGUGGAAAAGCUGGAAGGGCCAUGUGUUCUGCAAAUACAGAAAAUACGCAAUGUUGCUGCACCAAAGGAUAAUGAAGAAUCUCAGGCUGCUCCUAGAAUGUUACGUUUACAGAUGACUGAUGGACACACAAGCUGCACAGCUAUAGAAUACAGUAACAUGUCAAAAAUAAGCCUGAACACUCCACCUGGAACAAAAAUUAAGCUUUCAGGAAUUGUUGAAGUGAGAAAUGGAUUCUUGCUGUUGGAUAACAGUAACACAGCAGUUCUCGGAGGUGAAGUGGAGCAUCUUAUAGAAAAGUGGGAAUUACAAAGGAGUUUAGCGAAACACAAUAGGAGUAACAUUGGAACAGAAGGUGGCCCUCCCCCUUUUGUGCCUUUUGGGCAGAAAUGUGCAUCUCACGUGCAAGUGGAUAGCAGAGAGCUUGAUCGCAGAAAGACUCUGCAAAUGACAAAUACUGUAAAAACUGUUGCGGAUAAUGAUGAAUUUGAAAAGCAGAGAACAGCUGCUAUCGCAGAAGUAGCAAAGAGCAAGGAGACCAAGACGUUUGGAGGAGGUGGUGGUAGUAGCAGAAGUAAUCUCAGUGUGAGUACUGGAGGGAAUCGAAACAGGGAACUGUUCCAGAAAGAGAAGAUAACAAAACCUGAGGGAAAAAAUGAAGGUGUCUACCGAGAACUGGUUGAUGAAAAGGCUCUAAAACACAUAACAGAGAUGGGUUUCAGCAAAGAAGCAGCAAGACAGGCACUUAUGGAUAACAACAGCCUAGAGGCGGCAUUAAAUUUUCUUCUGAACAGCGGUAAACAGAAACCCAUUCAGGGACCACCACCUAGAGGUAAAGGGAAGGGCCGAGGCCGAAUAAGAGCUGAAGAUGAAGAAGAGCUAGGGAACGCCAGACCAUCUGCACCAAGCACGCUGUUUGAUUUCUUGGAAUCCAAAAUGGGUACUCUAACAGUAGAGGAACCAAAAUUGCAAUUUCAGCCACCACAUCAAAUACAGCACAAAGUUAUGAAUACAGAACAGAAUGGCAUCAAAGAGAAUCAUUCAAGACACAUUUCUCGCAAUGACAUGAGACAACCAAGGAAUGAGAAACCCCCUCGUUUUCAAAGGGAUAUUCAAAAUUCAAGGCAGGCUUUGGAAAGUGGUGGGUUACCAAGAAACAGAGGUCCUGAAAGGCACAACUCUUUAGAACAUUGGACAGAUGAAAAAAAUAAGAGUGACAGACAUUAUCCUAGAAAUGACAGACCAAAGGAUAUGGGUUAUCCCGUAGCUACUCACCAGAGUGAUAUUACUUUCAAAAAAAGGGAUAACAAUAUGCAAAACAGAGUAGGAAAAGGGGUGUCUUUCACAGAAUUCAAGGAGAACUCUGCUCAAGAUACUACAGACAACAAUAACCAGAAACGCGGGAAAAGGGAAAACCAAAUACAUAAUUCUGAAAAUUUUUGUGAUAGGAAGGCACGGACAAUAAGUAGCGAAGCCUUUAUGGUAAAAAGUGAGCGACAUUUUGAUGUUAAUAAUGAUUACCAAAAUCCUGGUAGAACUGAUAAUUUUAAUGCUGUACCAAAUGGAGAUACUGAACAUCAUCAGAAAGGAAGACGAGUAGGACCUAUCAAAUCAUCAGGACCCACUACAAUCCCAUCUUUUGAUGAUAAAAUGUUAUAUUACAACACUGGUCCCAAAAGGAGAUCUGGGCCCAUCAAACCAGAGAAAAUAUUAGAACCAUCGAUUCACGUGGAGUAUGGAAAAAGUUGGAGACCAGGGGAUGAAUGUUUUGCUCUUUAUUGGGAGGACAACAAGUUCUACCGGGCAGAAAUUGAAGCUCUCCAUUCUUCUGGGACAACUGCAGUUGUUAAAUUCUGUGAUUAUGGAAAUUACGAAGAGGUGCUUCUCAGCAACAUCAGACCUGUUCAUGCAGACACAUGGGAGGAGGAGGAAGAAACAUAUGAGCAAACUCUAGAAUUCCGCAGAGGAGGUGAUGGUCAGCCAAGACGGUCCACACGACCUACUCAACAAUUUUAUCAACCCCCAAGAGCUAGAAACUGAUUAAUAAGAAAUAAAAGAAACCUUCUUGGGGUGGGGGUAUAUUCACUGGCAGCUCCAACUUGCUGAAGACUUCUAGAAGAAAUUCUGGCUUUUUCCAAGCAACAGGAUGGAACAAAGAAAGCUCGUGUGAGCAGAAGGAAUUUGGACCUGACACCACAAAAGACUUUUUUAAAGUUCUUAGUUAUAUGAAGCUGAAUACUUUUUACAUAUGAAAGAGGCAAAUUGUCAUUGCUGCCAUCAAUAAAACCACAGUGCACUAUUCUA
This is a messenger RNA of Grus americana (Whooping crane), 2726 nucleotides long. RefSeq names its product tudor domain containing 3 (gene TDRD3). The transcript is spliced from 14 exons. Bases 243 to 2462 code for a protein of 739 amino acids. NCBI's taxonomy places the organism in Eukaryota, Metazoa, Chordata, Aves, Gruiformes, Gruidae. Gene Ontology annotation, cellular component: nucleus. The record is from RefSeq and is a predicted model, not a curated record. Gene Ontology annotation, molecular function: protein binding.